Molecule: messenger RNA, 1800 nt
Organism: Emiliania huxleyi CCMP1516
Lineage: Eukaryota; Haptophyta; Isochrysidales; Noelaerhabdaceae
Exons: 4
Coding region: 1-1800 (599 amino acids)
Molecular function (GO): long-chain fatty acid transmembrane transporter activity; long-chain fatty acid-CoA ligase activity
Source: RefSeq, a predicted model, not a curated record
AUGGGCAGCUGCUGCCACACUCUCUUGCGCGAUCUCGAGUUCCUGAAGGUCGUCAUCGGCGUCAAGCGGCGCGGUGAUGCGCUCGUCGCCCUUGACAAACGGGACGGCUUUACCACCGCCGACUGGCUGGAGGCCUGCGUCGGGCGCAGUCCAGAUGACGAGGCGCUUGUGUUUGAGGGACAGAGCUGGUCGUUCAAGGAGCUCGACGAGAAUGCGAACCGCGUGGCCAACUGGGGUGUCAGCGCCGGCCUCGCCGCGGGUGACACGGUGGGGCUCUUGAUGGAGAACUCGGCGGCGUUCAUCUUCUUUGUCUUUGGCCUCUCAAAGCUCGGCGCCAGUGCUGCGCUCAUCAAUCACAAUCUGACCGGCGGCCCGUUUGCGCACUGCGUCGAGCAGACAGGCUGCAAGGCCUUGAUCUUUGACACGUCCCUAUGCGCUACGAUCGGCGCUUACGUCGACAGCCACGGCGGAGGCAUGCGAAUGUUUUGCUACGGCAGUGUGGAUUCGGACGCGCCCGCGUUUGCGUUGGAAAUCGACCCGUUCCGUGGCCAUGCCGCCUCCAGCGUGCCGAGGGAGCUGCGUGCCGGCUCGACCCGUUUGAACGCCUCGUUAGGGACGACGGGGCUGCCAAAGGCGGCGCGCAUACACCACCUCAAGGCGAUGCUCGCCGGCGUCACCAUGUACGACUUCCACCGCGUCGGCAAGGGCGAUCGCGUCUACCUCACCCUUCCCCUCUACCACUCCUCCGCCAUGCUCAUCGGCGUCUUUGGCUGUGCGGCGCUCGGCCUGCCGCUGCUCCUGCGGCGCAGAUUCUCGGCCAGCCAGUUCUUCUCCGACUGCGCUCGCCUGCGCGCCACCGUCGUGCUGUACAUCGGAGAGAUCUGCCGAUACCUCUGCGCGACGCCGCCGGGGCCGCACGACCGCGCGCACUCGGUCCGAGCCGCGAUCGGGAAUGGCUUGCGGCCAGACGUGUGGGAGCAGCUCGUCGAGCGCUUCGGCAUCGGAUACGUGGGUGAGUUUUACGCGAGCACCGAGGGCAACGCGAAUCUGAUCAACAACCAGAACAGGCGGGGCGCCAUCGGCUUCAUCUCGCCGCUCAUCAAGCGCAAGUACCCCAUCGUCCGUUUCGACGUGGAGCGCGAGCGCGUCGUGCGCGACGCGGCCGGCCGCUGCGUGGAGGCGGCAGCGGGCGAGGUUGGCGAGCUGCUCGGCCUCAUCGAUAACGCCGACGUCACGCGCCGCUUCGACGGCUACACGGACCGUGCGGCGACGGAGAAGAAGAUCCUGCGCGACGUUGCGGCGGAGGGAGACCUCUACUUCUCGACGGGCGACCUCGUCCGGCAGGACGUGGAAGGGUUCGUGUACUUCGUGGACCGCAUCGGCGACACGUUUCGCUGGAAGGGCGAGAACGUGUCGACGGCGGAGUGCCCAAAGGUGGCGGAGAUACUGAGCGCCGCUCCGGGCGUGAGCGAGUCGACAGUCUACGGCGUCUCUGUCGGCUCGCUCGAGGGCCGCGCCGGCAUGGCGGCGCUCGUCGUCGAGGCCGCGAGCUUCAGAUUUGAGGCGCUGGCGCAGACCGUGGCGUCCUUACCCCGGUACGCCCGGCCGCUCUUCGUGCGGCUCCUGCCGGCCCUGGAGCUCACGGCCACCUUCAAGAUUCGGAAGGGCAAGCUUGUGGAGCAAGGCUUCGACCCGGCGGUCGUCAGCGACGUGUGGCUCUACGAGGAGGCGGCGGGGGCGUACAGGCCUCUGGAUGUAGAGAUGCACAGGCGGCUCGUAAGCGGGCAGGUGAAGCUCUGA